AGACUACAGAACAGCAUGGCUGACGGUGUGAGCGAGGAGUCAGAGUAUAACCCGGACAAAGAUGAGCUGAGCUGGGGCUAUGAGGAAGGUGUAGAGUGGGGACUCCAUUUCCCAGCAGCCAAUGGCGAGUAUCAGUCUCCAAUUAACUUAAACUCCAGGGAGGCCCAGUAUGACCCGUCCCUCCUAGACGUCUGCUUAUCACCAAACUAUGUUGUGUGUCGAGACUGUGAGGUCAUCAACGAGGGACACACUGUCCGCAUCCUUCUCAAGUCCAAGUCAGUGGUUACGGGGGGGCCGCUGCCCAGGGAUCACGAGUUUGAGCUUCAUGAGGUUCGAUUUCACUGGGGCAAAGAGAACCAGAGAGGGUCAGAGCACACUGUCAACUUCAAGGCUUUCCCCAUGGAGCUCCAUCUCAUUCACUGGAACAGCACUCUGUUUAACACUGUGGAGGACGCUCUGGGGAAGAAGAAUGGAGUCCUCAUCAUAGCUUUGUUUGUGCAGAUUGGUAAAGAGCACCUGGGUCUGAAGGCCAUCACUGAAGUCCUGCAGGACCUACAAUACAAGGGGAAGAGCAAAAUAAUCCCAUGCUUUAACCCCAAUACUCUGUUACCUGACCCAUUGUUGAGGGACUACUGGGUGUAUGACGGAUCUCUGACCACCCCACCCUGUAAUGAAAAUGUGACCUGGAUCCUCUACCGCUACCCUCUCACCAUCUCACAGCUGCAGAUUGAGGAGUUUCGGAGGCUGCGCUCUCAUGUCAAAGGGGCUGAGCUGCUAGAAGGGAAUGACGGGAUGUUGGGGGACAACUUCCGUCCCACCCAGCCGCUCAGUGACCGGAUGGUUCGGGCUGCUUUCCAGUGA
Molecule: messenger RNA, 861 nt
Organism: Limanda limanda (common dab)
Lineage: Eukaryota; Metazoa; Chordata; Actinopteri; Pleuronectiformes; Pleuronectidae
Gene: ca8
Product: carbonic anhydrase VIII
Exons: 8
Coding region: 16-861 (281 amino acids)
Molecular function (GO): carbonate dehydratase activity; zinc ion binding
Source: RefSeq, a predicted model, not a curated record